This is a messenger RNA of Ambispora leptoticha, 2241 nucleotides long. NCBI's taxonomy places the organism in Eukaryota, Fungi, Glomeromycota, Glomeromycetes, Archaeosporales, Ambisporaceae. The record is from the annotation of a GenBank genome assembly.
AUGGAACGACUUCAACGUCUUUUUGGCGCAGCAGCAGCCGGACAAAGCUUGCAACCUGGUGUUGAUACCCCAACCGUUGAUAAUGCGGAGAUGGUUUAUAUAUCUUCGCUGGCUUUAUUAAAAAUGUUGAAGCAUGGUCGAGCUGGUGUUCCUAUGGAGGUAAUGGGCCUGAUGCUCGGUGAAUUUGUUGAUGACUAUACAGUUCGAGUGAUCGAUGUAUUUGCCAUGCCGCAAAGUGGUACCGGCGUAUCCGUUGAGGCUGUUGAUCCUGUCUUUCAGACAAAGAUGUUGGAAAUGUUAAAGCAGACUGGGCGACCUGAAAUGGUGGUCGGUUGGUAUCACUCUCAUCCCGGUUUUGGUUGUUGGUUGUCUAGCGUUGAUAUCAAUACACAGCAGAGUUUCGAAGCGUUAAAUCAACGAGCAGUAGCAGUAGUCGUAGAUCCGAUACAAUCAGUAAAAGGAAAAGUAGUAAUCGACGCAUUUCGUCUAAUUAAUCCACAAAUGUUGAUGUUGGGUCAGGAACCGCGGCAAACUACUUCGAAUAUCGGUCAUUUGAAUAAACCGAGCAUUCAAGCAUUAAUUCAUGGACUAAAUCGUCACUACUAUUCAAUAGCAAUCAAUUAUCGAAAGAACGAACUAGAACAAAAGAUGUUACUGAAUUUGCAUAAAAAGAAUUGGACGCAUGGUUUGACGUUACAUAAUUUUACGGAACAUACAGAGUUGAAUGAAAAAAGCGUCAAGGCAAUGCUUACCCUGGCAGAAGCAUACAACAAAUCAGUCCAAGAAGAAUCCACCAUGACAACUGAACAAUUGAAAACACGUCAUGUGGGUAAACAAGACCCAAAGCGUCACCUGGAAGAAAGUUUGGAAGAGGUGAUGUCGAAUAACAUUGUCAUGGCUCUUGGAGCUGGAGCAGGCGGAACAUCCGCUGCCUAUUUUCUAUCAGAAAAAUUCGAAAACACCUCACUAAAAAUCGAGAGCACCAUCUUCGAACGCUCAAACUAUGUGGGUGGUAGAAGCACCGUUGUGAAAUUCGUGCGUGACGAACAAGAAUACCCUAUUGAACUAGGUGCAUCGAUUUUCAUUGAUGUUAAUUAUCAUUUAGCGAACUCGGCGAAAAAGUUUGGGUUAGAGUAUGAAUAUUUUGGCAAGAAAUUUCCGGGGGCGAGGCUUGGUAUAUGGGAUGGAAAAGAAUUCGUUUUUGAACAAACUUCAUACAAAUAUUGGGAUAUUGUUAAAAUUUUUUGGAAAUAUGGAUGGGCGCCAUAUACGGUCCAAAACAUGGUCAAAGACAUUGUGUCCAAAUUUCUGGCGAUCUACAAAUUUCAGGAGCCAUUCACCAGCGUACAAUCAGCAUCCGAACGUCUAGAUCUGGCUGCUGAAAUUCAACACACCGCGCUCAACUACUUUAGAACCUUGAAAAAGAUAGAUCCACUCUACCUAAGCCAUUUUGUGGAGGCAGCAAGCCGCGUAAAUUACGUGUCAAAUCUCGACCAGAUUCACGCGUUGGGUGGAUUUAUUUCUUUAGCACCUGAAGGCGCUAAAAGUAUCAAGGGUGGAAAUUAUUUGUUGUUCGAGAAUUGGAUCAAGCAUUCGGGCGCGACACUGAAGCUGGAGACGACGGUCACAAAAGUGACGAAAUUGGAUUCAAAUCAUGAAAAAGAUGGUGAUGACACUCCAAAGUAUGAAAUCACGACUCAAAAUGGGAAAAAGCAGAUUUUUGAUGCGGUCAUUUUAGCUGCCCCUAUUCAAUUUGCACAGAUCGACUUUGAAAAUAUAAACAUUAACGUGAAAGAAAUUCCUUAUGUCACAUUGCACGUAACAUUAAUAACUGGACACUUGAAUCCUGCCUACUUCAACCGCGAAAAUAUCGAUGACCUUCCAUCAAUGAUACUCACUGUGAAUAGCGAACUCUGUGAUUUUAAUAGUUUAGGCUGCCAGUACAAACUAGAAAAUGGUGAACGUGUAUGCAAGAUCUUUUCACAUCACGAAAUGACCGACGAAUUGCUCGACAAAAUCUUCUUGAGCCGUUCCUGGACAUAUUAUAAAAUAUGGAAAUCUUAUCCGUGGCUUUCCCCAAAUCAGACAUAUCCGCCAAUCGAGUUGGAUCAGAAUUUGUUUUAUGUGAAUAGCUUUGAACCAUUUAUCUCGACCAUGGAAACAGAAGCUGUUUCAAGCGAAAAUAUAGCUAAAAUAUUGAAACGUCGAUGGGUUGGACCUGCUAUUAAAUCCAAAUUAUAA